Molecule: messenger RNA, 15830 nt
Organism: Coregonus sp. 'balchen'
Lineage: Eukaryota; Metazoa; Chordata; Actinopteri; Salmoniformes; Salmonidae
Source: the annotation of a GenBank genome assembly
GUGUACACACGAUGCGUUGAUAGAGGUAGCUGGUUCUCCGUGUAAAUCAGUUGUGUGCUGACUUCUAUUUUAUAUUUUUGGGGUGUGGGAGGAAGAAUGAAAGACGUCUUCCACCAAAACGGACGAAAUCAUGAACAGCGCGGUAUACAUUUCGUUUUUUCAAGGUCAGUUGGAAUCUGCACUAGAGCAAGUAGUGCAACUCGCAGUCCAGGAAAUAACGAAGAGUGUUGGGUCAAGCUUGAAUUCUAUGUUAUUGAAAACGGCCGUCAAAGAACAAGAAAACCAAAGACUUAAGUUAAGGCUUCAAUCACUGGAGUUUGAACGUAAUGGGGUAGAAAAUGGAGCCGAGUUCAACGGUGGCAGGGAAGACAACGCGGCCACGGAUCGAACAAAGCCCGAAACACACACCUUCAGCCACAGCACAGAGCGCGGCAUGCACGCAAACACUCAAAGACUGGAUCAAAAAGGACGAGUAGUGGGUAAGGUUACUAGCUAGGCAAGGUUACUACCAAGGCACCUAGAGGUUUCAUCUUAUACAUUUGAAACACAAUAAGGCAAUAACACCAUUCUGUAGCCCUAAAGUCUGUUUGAUCGCCGACUGUUUGUUUAUGUGGCACAACGUAUCAACACACUCCGUUUACAUAUAGUGGCGAGGUCAACAAAAACAGGACAACGCACCAUUAUAUUGGUAUAGGUAUCCGCAUAGAACAGAAAGUAUUGAUAAUAAUAACAACCAGAGUUGAUAUGUAAAUAUGACAUGCAGUAGUAGCCUGCAGCACACUGAGGAUCAAUUACAUGUGUGGUAAAAUCUUCAGGAUAUGAAAAACUGUCGUUUUCAAUGUGGUUAUAUUACCUUGGUUUCACUUGGGUUCUAUUUGACUCAGGCAUGCGUCCUUGUGAACGCUUACAAUGGUCUCUUGUCUCAAGAGGUGUACACUUAACAAUAAUUAAGUGUCAAGAGGCCAAUUUGUCAUCUGUGGUGACAUUGUUGCCAUUGAGAUUGUUCCAAUGUACAGUUGUGGAUUGACAACCAGUGCCAACAUCACCAACCUUGUCACCAGUUGUGUCAAGCAAACGGUUAACUGAAAGGCAGUACAUCCAUCCCCAUUAAUUUUUCCUAUCAGUGAAAAUGAUAGGCCUACUUAUUGACCACUGCAGCAUACAUCCCAUCAAACAUUCUUCUCUGUAAUUGAAGAUGGGUUGGGAUGAGAGGACUAUCAGUGGUUGGCAAGGCAGUGACGUUAUUGUUGUUGAGCCUCUCCUUAGUGCUGGCAGCAAAGGAAAGGAUGCCAUUCCCCCCAAUAAUCCUCCAAUGAAAGUCACAAGCGCAAACCACACCCACUCAGUUCUUAGAGGGGAUACAUUUAGGGAGAGGAGGGGUGUGAGAUAUAAAAGGGGGGAGGAGGAGACAUUGGGCAAACUGUGUCAUUGUGCCCCAAAAUGCUGAGGCCAUUGGCAGGCCUUCAACUCAAUUUGCACAUUUUGGACAAAGCUGAGGCUGGAGCUGUACCUCUUCACUUAGCAUAUGGCAAUGGAUCUUAUUUAGGUUGCGACGGCCAGGGAGGCCAUUUUGAUGUUGUAGGUAAAUUAAUCUGGGCAGCAACAUUCAUACUUCAGUCACAGACACCCACACAGGUAGCUCCUCAUACAGUGCAUGAUGUCACACUUACACAAUGCAACACAACAAUUAGGCUAGUAGGCUUCCUCGCUCACUCCGCUCAAUUACUAUUUAUAUCCUUUGGUUUUAACAAAAGGGGCAAUUGUAGAGACCAUGCUGCACAAAAUCUCCUCACACAAUUUUCCAACUUGAUUUGUUUUCUUCCUCAGAGAUUUGGACAUGUAAUCCAUUCUCUCUUUUCUAGUUACGUAAAUCCGUGUGUGUGUAAAACCCUGUUUGCUUUGUCAAUCGGCAUUCAAGAUGAUCCAAGGUUGCCAGAAACCAACUAGGCCUAUGCUGUCAUUGUCUGCAGCAGCUUGGUGCUCUGCUGCUCACCACAGCUUUAAAGCGGUUUCCAACCCACUCCUACUUUAGUCAAAUCACAUAAUUGAGUAUGUUUACAUGCACACUAAUCAUUUUAUAUUAAACUGAUUAUGGCAGAAGGCCGAGUAUGGCAUUAAUCAUGUAAACACCUUACUCUGCUUAUCUUAAUCGGUGUACAGUCAUAAUCGAGGUAAGCAUACGCUGAUUAAAACACCUGGUAUUCUGAGCAGUCUUUCGAAUAUUUAGGGCAUGUAAACAGCUUAAUCGGCGUUCCAGCAGUGUAUUUGGUCUACGCAUUUGCCAGCACCGGGUAGCUCUAACCUCCUUUUUAUGCGUGAGUGAAUUGAGUUUGGAAAAACUGAAAGUAUGCAUCUUAGAAAUAGUUUUCACUUUAUAUGUCCAAACUCAGAACAAAGUAGUAUUCGCAAAAAUAACAUGGUCCCUGUGGUAUAACGUUUAUUUUGAUUGGCGAUUUUCUGCAUUUAUCAAAAGUCCCAUCAGAAGCCUGAUUUCAGAUGUGUCCAUGUAAAUAGGAUUAUUAGUUAAUUUGUUCUUCUUGCAAAGCAUGUAAACAUUUGAAAGCUGCAAUAUGUAACUUUUUGGGCGUCCUGACCAAAUUCACAUAGAAAUGUGAGUUAUAGAUCUGUCACUCAUUAAUAGCAUGUCUAAGAAGUGGUAGAUCUGUUCUAUGUGCGUUAUUUCUAUGCUUCCCAUUCUUAAGUUUUGUUUUUGCGUCUUUUACUUUAGGUUUGUACACCAGCUUCAAACAGCUGAAAAUACAAUAGUUUUGGAAAAUAUAUUUUCACAGCGUUUUAGAUGGUACAAUUAUUCUCUACGCUAUGGUUGCUUGUUUUGUCACAUAAACUGAAAUUAGGCAAACUAUAUUAGGAUUUUAGCACCCAGGAAAUGGCAGACCGAUUUCUGCAUAGUGCAUCUUUAAACAAACAAUUCUAUUAAUCCAACUAUCCACAAUCUUAUUAUUGUGUUCAUGGAACCGUGAUCAAUGACUAAGUAGUUCAGUUUAUUCUCAGCUUUAUCUGUAACUAAGACUUAAUACCAUAUAUGUGUGGUGAUGGAUAUGUCAAAUGUUUUCUCACCAUGUUUUGCACAACUUAUUUUACAUGUACAACUUGUGGUUAAGAACAAAGGGUGAGAGUCAUGGUGUGGGUCAUUGUUUGAUUCUGGAUAUCGGCUAGGCCUAGGCUUUCUACUACACAGCUGUUAAUUCUUGGAAAGAGUAGCCUAGCUCAUUUGUCAGAUAUCAUCAUGGAGAUAUUUGUACUACAGUGUAUGCAAUGAAAAGCAUAUCUAAUAUUCUCUGUGAUUUGGGGUUGUUUGAAAAUAUCAAUUUUGGUAAUUGAUUUAGCUCAAAACUAUUAUGGGAACUGUGAGAACUUCCUCGAUUACUUCAGGGAAAUGUUCACCACUCCCAAAUUAUACAUAUUGCAAAGGGGGACGUGACCGAGCUAUCUGAGCAAUGAAGCCUUCUCAUGGUAUUAAAAAGGAUUCCCUUCUAUAUUUUACUGCUCUAUAAAAGUAGGAUAUUUGAUUAUAGUAAUUCACUCAUUGAAUAUAACUAAUUUAUUGUCAUUGCCACCAUGGAUGCAAUGCCCAAUAAAACCUGCCUCACAUUUAAUUGAUUGGUGUAUUUGUAACAGCAACCAAUCGAAAACGGCGAAAUUGGCAUUUAUAGGAAAGCUCAAAUCUGUCCCCUAGACACAUGCCUUUUCUGGGUGUCAUAUGGUUGUUAUCAAUCAAGUGACUUUCACAGUCUGGCAGUGCUACAACAAUGCAAUCAAGAGCCAUUUAAUAACAUGGCUGAAAUCUGUAACUUUUGAGUCGUUGUAUUGCACAGGCGAAAAUUAAUGCCCAUUGCUGGACGCUUAAAAAUUGGUUCAUCUCAAAGGAUGCCAAGUAAAACUCAUUAUGGGAUGACAAUGUUUUUCUUAGUGUUUUGGGACCCCCCAAAAAAGGGGCACUGUGUGUGUAACAUGUAAUAUGUAGGCUAGAGAAAUGCUUAUAAUAACAAUGCUGUACAAGCAAGGGCUCUCAAGGCUACUUUGUGUAAAGCAGGGAUGGACUGCAUUCAAAAGGACUCAAUGGCUGUUAUUUUUCCAAUUCUAAUGGCUGAGCCUACAAUAGAUCUUUUAACAUUUUAAAUGUAUGAGACACCUUUUUAUCCAAACCAAGUUUGGAAAUGGUGUGGCUUGUGAUUUCAUUGCGCAAUGCAUUUUUGUGUUAUUUGAUUAAAACCUCUACACAAAUAAUUGCAGCCCUACUAAUUUACAUAGUAAAAAGAGUGGUUUGGAGAGAAAUUUCCCUGCAAGGAUACAGGGUUGUUUUUGCCUACUGUGUUCAACAAAUAUCCUAGAAUGAGAGCAUUGAGCGCAACAUGUGAUAUAUAUAAUUUUUUACCUUGAUCACUGCCAGCUUUCAAAUGUAUCACUAUUUAUCUACAAACAUACCAACCAUUGACCUAUGCCUAAUUAUUUCCUCUGAACUCACACCAGGUUUUUAUUUCUACUUUCAUAAUUCUGAUGACUAUUUUGUCUCCGUGUCCUCCUCUUCUGCAGGUCAGCUAAAGAUGGUCAUGGAGCAUGUGCUGGAGUUUGCUGUGUGCGAACUGACCAAAAUCGUGGAGGCCAGUUUCGAUGAUCUGCUCCUGGAGAUGACCAAGAAAGAGCGGGAGCACAGCGCUCUGGAGGAGCAGUUGCGCCGCGUGGCUCACCAGGAGAACGGGAAGGGCGGGGUGUCGAGGAGGAGUGGGUCAGAAAACAACACAGCGUUCCCCAGUGGCUCAGAGGACACCCGGCAGGAAUCCAGAAACGUCACAGUCAAAAUUGUCCGGGAACAAAGGGAGCAAACGGAGACAAUAAAUGGUCUGUGUUAUAACAGUAAAAUUAUGUUCUCGUCAACAUGACAAUCAACUGCAUGCUUUAUUUACAGUCCCAAAUGUGACACACACGCACACAGAAAAGGGGGAUGCUUGCUAUGAUAGCAGUCAAAUCCCACAGUCCUGGAUGUUAUGUUAUGGAAAAUGUAGGGUUGGAAAGUACCACAGUACGGCCAGGGCUCGGCACCUCCUCUGCCUAUACAUUCAAUUACUCAUGAGAGGCCAGUAACUUCCUGUUCAUAUGGUUUCAAGUUGCAACUCGCAAUGCCACAGGGUAAAUCCAUUUGAAUUCAAUCACUUUUAGACAGCAUUCCUUUUGAUUUGAACGAAACCUCCCAUACAUAUUUGCCCAUUGUAGAUGUGCUCAGAAAAUACCAUGAGGCAUCCAUGUCUUCAUCACUGGAAAAUAUAAACAGUUGAGUAUCAUUUAAAAGCUUACAAACAGCUUUUAAAUGACAAACAAUUUGAUAAUUUCCUUUCCCCCCCCCUUUUUUUUAAACCUUAAACGUCAAUUAUCUAAACACGUUUUUUUCUUUCAUAUUUGCUUGUUUUAUUCUAGACCCUAUUUUACAUAAUCUGUGUUUUUUGUAGUAUGCCCGCCAUCGGUUGAGACGCAACAUGCUUUUGAAUACAGCGUGGGUGUCAUGUUUUAGCUGAUAAAUGUACUAAAACGGGAAUAAAAUUGAAAUUUCUACAUUGACAUGGUACUACAAAGAUGGUUGGAGGUCCACACAUCAGAGAAUGUUGACAUGAAUGGGAAUAUCUGUUUUAAAUUAUACUGUCAAUCCUUCAUAGGAAACCUAUUGAAAUCAAGGAAAUAUAGAUGAUAGAAUAGACAUGACCAUUUAAGUUGACAUUCGACUGGAUGGACCGGCGGCCAUCUUUGUGGUACUAAUUAGAAUUUAAAAAAUACAAUUGAAAUGGUGUAGUAGCUAAAUUGCAGCGAUCUGAAGGGAUUAAAUUACACCCAACCUGUAUUUAAGAGCAUGUUGUCUCAACUGUUGGCCGGCACAACAUAAAUACCUCAGACAAUGUAAAAUAGGGUCUAAGCUACAACAUAUGCUAAUAUGAAAAAUAAUCGGUACGUGUUUUUAGAUAAUUGACGUUAAAGGUACACAUUAAAAAAAGUUAUAUUUUUUUAGACAUUCGUUUUCAAGAAAUUAUAAAAUAAUUUGACAACCCUGUUUUUGUAAGCUUUUAAAUUCUAUCAAACUCAACCAUUUAUCUUUUCCAGUAAUGAAGACAUAGAUGUCUCAUGUUAUGCAAAAUGGGUCAACUUUGAGCACCUUUCUCUCCUGAAUGCUUUGAGGUCCAAAAAGUUACUUUAAAUGAAAAGGGAUGCUGUCAAAAAGUGAUUGGAUUUACCCAACAUAUCAGAAAAUCACAUUGUAGGAUUUUUAAUGAAUUUAUUUGCAAAUUAUGGUGGAAAAUAAGUAUUUGGUCAAUAACAAAAGUUUCUCAAUACUUUGUUAUAUACCCUUUGUUGGCAAUGACACAGGUCAAACGUUUUCUGUAAGUCUUCACAAGGUUUUCACACACUGUUGCUGGUAUUUUGGCCCAUUCCUCCAUGCAGAUCUCCUCUAGAGCAGUGAUGUUUUGGGGCUGUCGCUGGGCAACACGGACUUUCAACUCCCUCCAAAAAUGUUCUAUGGGGUUGAGAUCUGGAGACUGGCUAGGCCACUUCAGGACCUUGAAAUGCUUCUUACGAAGCCACUCCUUCGUUGCCCGGGCGGUGUGUUUGGGAUCAUUGUCAUGCUGAAAGACCUAGCCACGUUUCAUCUUCAAUGCCCUUGCUGAUGGAAGGAGGUUUUCACUCAAAAUCUCACGGUACAUGGCCCCAUUCAUUCUUUCCUUUACACAGAUCAGUCGUCCUGGUCCCUUUGCAUAAAAACAGCCCCAAAGCAUGAUGUUUCCACCCCCAUGCUUCACAGUAGGUAUGGUGUUCUUUGGAUGCAACUCAGCAUUCUUUGUCCUCCAAACACGACGAGUUUACUUUUUACCAAAAAGUUCUAUUUCGGUUUCAUCUGACCUUAUGACAUUCUCCCAAUCCUCUUCUGGAUCAUCCAAAUGCACUCUAGCAAGCUUCAGACGGGCCUGGACAUGUACUGGCUUAAGCAGGGGGACACGUCUCGCACUGCAGGAUUUGAGUCCCUGGCGGUGUAGUGUGUUACUGAUGGUAGGCUUUGUUACUUUGGUCUCAGCUCUCUGCAGGUCAUUCACUAGGUCCCCCCGUGUGGUUCUGGGAUUUUUGCUCACCGUUCUUGUGAUCAUUUUGACCCCACGGGGUGAGAUCUUGCGUGGAGCCCCAGAUCGAGGGAGAUUAUCAGUGGUCUUGUAUGUCUUCCAUUUCCUAAUAAUUGCUCCCACUGUUGAUUUCUUCAAACCAAGCUGCUUACCUAUUGCAGAUUCAGUCUUCCCAGCCUGGUGCAGGUCUACAAUUUUGUUUCUGGUGUCCUUUGACAGGUCUUUGGUCUUGGCCAUAGUAGAGUUUGGAGUGUGACUGUUUGAGGUUGUGGACAGGUGUCUUUUAUACUGAUAACAAGUUCAAACAGGUGCCAUUAAUACAGGUAACGAGUGGAGGACAGAGGAGCCUCUUAAAGAAGAAGUUACAUGUCUGUGAGAGCCAGAAAUCUUGCUUGUUUGUAGGUGACCAAAUACUUAUUUUCCACCAUAAUUUGCAAAUAAAUUCAUUAAAAAUCCUACAAUGUAAUUUUCUGGAAAAAAAAUUCUCAAUUUGUCUGUCAUAGUUGACGUGUACCUAUGACGAAAAUGACAGGCCUCUCUCAUCUUUUUAAGUGGGAGAACUUGCACAAUUGGUGGCUGACUAAAUACUAUUUUUCCCCACUGUAUUAAGGUGAAUACAAGGGUAUUGUAAAUCUUGGGUACGCUUUAUUUUACGAGCUGCUAUUUUGCUUGAUUGAUAAAUAGGUAAUGACCUAAUAAUUAAGGUUAUUUUGGGAGUCAUUCUACAUUGAAACAAGCGCCGGUACAUACCAGUUGGUUACCAAUUGUGUUAAAUUCUUUGAAUUGCCAGAAAGUACACAUAAUUACAUGUUAUGUCUGAGUAAACACUUGGCAAAUAGCAGUUGAAACAAACCAAGCGUUCCCUUAAUUUCUGGUGCUGAAAAUAAGCUUGUGUCCAAGUAGUCAGACUGUAAAAAAACACACACAAAAAACAGUAUGAAUAGGAGUCAAUAUGGACUAACCAGAGCUCUGAGGCCACAUUUUCUAAAUAAAAAUGUUAAUGUGUUCAAUAACCAUGUUAUAAGCCAUGACUUGCACACAACACCAGUCUCUGAAUCAGUUGAAUUGGUCAAUUUACCUAUUCAGUAGCUGUCAAAAUGGGAGCUGAAGCUCACCUGUUAUAGUUAACUAUUAACCGUGUCAGUGCCAAAUAGUUGCUCCAGUUAAGCCCCUGCAAUCUGUUACUGUGUAUAUGACAUCAUGCCAUGUUAGGUAUGCCAUGUCCAGGAGAUAUAGGUUUCCCUCUACUCUAAGAGUCCACUCUUAUACUUGUGCUGGUAAUACUGCUUAGAUAUUAUAAAGCUGGUUCACUAUAAGCAAACAGACACUUCCUAUGUGUAUAUUGCCUUGGGUCUCUUUAAUGUACAACAUUUAGUAAAAUGGAUCAAUAUUCAAAUGUACUGCAUUAGAAAUGACUGCUAUAAUGAUGGAAAUAAUCACUGAAUGUGUUACCUGCUUCUUCAGGUGCAAUGAUGUACGAACACAAACGUGCACGCUGUUUUUUAUAAAUGUUUGUCAGUGUUCGUAUCCACAUCAUGGAUACGUUUUGCACUUUAAUUCCAGUUCAGUUGUCUUGUUCUCAAGUUUGUUUAAUCUCUUUCUUUGUUUGUCUCUCUCUCUCUCUCUCUCUCUCUCUCUUUUUUUUCUCCCUCUCUCUCUCUGUGCAGACAGUGACAAGAAAUUUGUCCUGACCACAGCCUGUAUGAAUUGUGCUUGUUUUCUAAUUCAGGUUUGUCUUGUUCUCAGUUUUGUCGCUCACUCCCUCUCUCUGUGUGUAGACAGUGACAAUCAGGCUGUCUUGACUGUAGCCCAAGACUGGGUCCCCAUCCUGGACAAGGUUUUUGGGCAGAAGUGGUGCAGCGACCUGUGGCAGAUCAAAGAGCUGGCUUCAGGGAAGGGGGGCGAGGAGAGGACCGGGGGAUCUGGGCUGGGGAUUGUGGGCUCCUUCCCCAGUCUGAACGCCCUGAUCCGUGAGAACCUGGAGCCCUCCCCCACCAGCCUCCUGCAGGACCCCCAGUGGAUGCCUCUGGAGGACAUGGAGGUCCUCUCCUCGACCUUGGACACUCCGCAAGACCUUCCUGCUACCAUAAGCACCACAGCCACGGGUGAGCAUGGGAACUACUGAACUGAUGUCGCUACGUGACAUGGCCAGUUGUGUGCACACUUACUCUUAAGUCCCAUGACUCGUUAUGCUUAAUUUUAUAUUAAGGUAUGUGUUCUCCUUUUUAUUUAUUUUUAUUUCACCUUUAUUUAACCAGGCAAGCCAGUUGAGAACGAGUUCUCAUUUACAACUGCGACCUGGCCAAGAUAAAGCAAAGCAGUGCGAUUAAAAACAACAACACAGAAUUACAUAUGGGGUAAAACAAAACAUAAAGUCAAAAAUACCACAGAAAAUAUAUAUACAGUGUGUGCAAAUGUAGCAAGUUAUAGAGGUAAGGCAAUAAAUAGGCCAUAGUGCAAAAUAAUUACAAUUAGUAUUAACACUGGAAUGAUAGAUGUGCAAGAGAUGAUGUGCAAAUAGAGAUACUGGGGUGCAAAUGAGCAAAAUAUGGGGAUGAGGUAGUUCAGUGUUCUAAUUUCAGAAGGGCUGUGUACAGGUGCAGUGAUCGGUAAGGUGCUCUGACAACUGAUGCUUAAAGUUAGUGAGGGAGAUAAUAGUCUCCAGCUUCAGAGAUUUUUGCAGUUCGUUCCAGUCAUUGGCAGCAGAGAACUGGAAGGAAUGGCGGCCAAAGGAGGUGUUGGCUUUGGGGAUGACCAGUGAGAUAUACCUGCUGGAGAGCAUACUACGGGUAGGUGCUAUGGUGACCAAUGACCUAAGAUAAGGCGGGGAUUUGCCUAGCAGUGAUUUAUAGAUGGCCUGGAGCCAGUGGGUUUGGCGACGAAUAUGUAGUGAGGACCAGCCAACAAGAGCGUACAGGUCACAGUGGUGGGUAGUAUAUGGGGCUUUGGUGACAAAACGGAUGGCACUGUGAUAGACUACAUCCAAUUUGCUGAGUAGAGUGUUGGAGGCUAUUUUGUAAAUGACAUCGCCGAAGUCAAGGAUCGGUAGGAUAGUCAGUUUUACGAGGGCAUUUUUGGCAGCAUGAGUGAAGGAGGCUUUGUUGUGAAAUAGGAAGCCGAUUCUAGAUUUAACUUUGGAUUGGAGAUGCUUAAUGUGAGUCUGGAAGGAGAGUUUACAGUCUAACCAGACACCUAGGUAUUUGUAGUUGUCCACAUACUCUAGGUCAGACCCGUCGAGAGUAGUGAUUCUAGUCGGGUGGGCGGGUGCCAGCAGCGUUCGAUUGAAGAGCAUGCAUUUAGUUUUACUAGUGUUUAAGAGCAGUUGGAGGCUACGGAAGGAGUGUUGUAUGGCAUUGAAGCUUGUUUGGAGGUUUGUUAACACAGUGUCCAAUGAAGGGCCAGAUGUAUACAAAAUUGUGUCGUCUGCGUAGAGGUGGAUCUGAGAGUCACCAGCAGCAAGUGACAUCAUUGAUAUACACAGAGAAAAGAGUCGGUCCAAUAAUUUAACCCUGUGGCACCCCCAUAGAGACUGCCAUAGGUCCAGACAACAUGCCCUCCGAUUUGACACAUUGAACUCUAUCUGAGAAGUAGUUGGUGAACCAGGCGAGGCAGUCAUUUGAGAAACCAAGGCUAUUUAGUCUGCCAAUAAGAAUGCGGUGGUUGACAGAGUCGAAAGCCUUGGCCAGGUCGAUGAAGACGGCUGCACAGUACUGUCUAUUAUCGAUUGCGGUUAUAAUAUCGUUUAGGACCUUGAGCAUGGCUGAGGUGCAUGACCAGCUCGGAAACCGGAUUGCAUUGCGGAAAAGGUACGGUGGGAUUCGAAAUGGUCGGUGAUCUGUUUGUUAACUUGGCUUUCAAAAACUUUCGAAGGGCAGGAUGGAUUUAGGUCUGUAACAGUUUGGAUCUAGAGUGUCACCCCCUUUUGAAGAGGGGGAUGACCGCGGCAGCUUUCCAGUCUCUGGGGAUCUCAGACGUUACGAAAGAGAGGUUGAACAGGCUAGUAAUAGGGGUUGCGACAAUUUCGGCGGCUAAUUUUAGAAAGAAACGGUCCAGAUUGUCUAGCCCAGAUGAUUUGUAGGGGUCCAAAUUUUGCAGCUCUUUCAGAACAUCAGCUGACUGAAUUUGUGUGAAGGAGAAGCGGGGGGAGGCAUGGGCAAGUUGCAGCGGUGGAUGCAGAUCUGGUGGCCGUUGUAGUGGUAGCCAGGUGGAAAGCAUGGCCAGCCGUAGCAAAAUGCUUGUUGAAAUUCUCGGUUAUUGUAGAUUUAUCGGUGGUGAUAGUGUAUCCUAGCCUCAGUGCAGUGGGCAGCUGGGAGGAGGUGCUCUUAUUCUCCAUGGACUUUACAGUGUCCCAAAACUUUUUGGAGUUAGUGCUACAGGAUGCACAUUUCUGUUUGAAAAAGCUAGCGUUUGCUUUCCUAACUGCUUGUGUAUAUUGGUUCCUAACUUCCCUGAAAAGUUGCCACAGGAUGUUUUUGUGCUGGUCAAGGACAGUCAAGUCUGAGGAGAACCAGGGGCUAUAUCUGUUCUGAGUUCUGAAUUUUUUGAAUGGGGCAUGCUUAUUUAAGAUUGAGAGGAAAGCACUUUUAAAGAACAACCUGGCAUCCUCUACUGACGGAAUGAGAUCGAUAUCCAUCCAGGAUACCUGGGCCAGGUCAAUUAGGAAGGCCUGCUCGCUAAUGGGUUUUAGGGAGCGUUUGACAGUGAUUAGGGGUGGACCCGUUACUGAUGCAGGCAAUAAGACAGUGAUCGCUGAGAUCCUGGUUGAAGACAGCGGAGGUGUAUUUAGAGGGUAAGUUAGUCAGGAUGAUAUCUAUGAGGGUGCCCAUGUUUACGGAUUGAGGGUUGUACCUGGUAGGUUCCUUGAUAAUUUGUGUGAGAUUGAGGGCAUCUAGUUUGGAUUGUAGGAUGGCCGGGGUGUUAAGCAUAUCCCAGUUUAGGUCACCAAGCAGUACGAACUCUGAGGAUAGAUGGGGGGCAAUCAAUUCACAUAUGGUGUCCAGGGCACAGCUGGGGGCUGAGGGGGGUCUGUAGCAAGCGGCAACAGUGAGAGACUUAUUUCUGGAAAGGUGGAUUUUUAGAAGUACGAGCUCAAACUGUUUGGGCACAGACCUGGAUAGUAUGAUAGAGCUCUGCAGGCUAUCUCUACAGUAGAUUGCAACUCCACCCCCUUUGGCAGUUCUAUCUAGACGGAAAAUGUUGUAGUUGGGGAUGGACAUUUUAGAAUUUUUGGUGGCCUUCCUAAGCCAGGAUUCAGACACUGCUAGAACAUCAGGGUUGGCGGAGUGUGCUAACUUAGUGAAUAACUCAAACUUAGGAAGGAGGCUUCUGAUGUUAAUGUGCAAGAAACCAAGGCUUUUACGGUUACAGAAGUCAACAAAUGAUAACUCCUGGGUGUAGGAGUGAUACUGGGGGCUGCAGGGCCUGGGUUAGCCUCUACAUCACCAGAGGAACAGAGGAGGACUAGAAUAAGGAUACGGCUAAAGGCUUUAAGAACUGGUCUUCUAGUGCGUUGGGUACAGAGAAUAAAGGGGGCAGAUUUCCGGGCGUUGUAGAAUAGUUUCAGGGCAUUAUGUACAGACAAGGAUAUGGAAGGAUAUGAGUACAGUGGAGGUAAACCUAAGCGUUGGGUAACAAUGAAAGAGAUAGCAUAACUGGAGGCACCGAUUGAGCCGGUCUCGGCGUGUAUGGGGGUGGAACAAAGGAGCUAUUUGAGGCAGUUUGAGAAUGACUUGGAGUUCUAUAUUGUAAUUGUAAAAUAAGAACUAACUGGAACAGCAAUAGGCAAGGCAUAUUGACAUGGGAGAGAGGCAUAAAGCAAUCACAGGUGUUAUUAGAGAGAGCUCAGACAACAACUGGUAAUGGCGAUGAAAGUUUGGGCUGAGGCUAAACAGAUAAACAGGACAGGGUACCGUGUAAAGGAACAGUCCAGCAGACAUCAGCUGUGCAGCUGAGUGAUCAUAAGGUCCAGUGAACAGCAAUAUGUGAGUCCGAGAGCAGUUCGAAUUGGUGCUAAAGCACAGCGUGCAGGAAGCACGGCUGUUGUUUGCGUGUGCUAGCGGGCCGGGGCUAGCAGAUGGAUCUUCGUGGUCGUCGCAACGGGAAGCCUGUUGAAACCACAGACGAUUACGUCGACAGACCAGUCGUGAUGGAUCGGCGGGGCUCCGUGUCGACUCUAGGAGGUCCUGUCCGGUUGACAGAGAGGUAGAUAGCCGGGAGAUGUGCCUAACUCGAGGCUAGCUCAAGGCUGAUUAGCCAACAACAACAUCCAUUUGGUUGCAGUUAGCUAGUUGCGAUGAUCAGGUGUUAAAGGUCCUGUGAUUCUGGCAGAAAGUCUAACUGGUGCUUGCUUCGGGGGCAGUGGUGAUUAGCCUACAGCAACAUCCAUUCGGUUGCGGCUAGCUAGUUGCGAUCCGGUGUUAGGGUCCAGUGAUUCAGUUAUUCUGGCAGAAAAUCCGAUGUUCUGGGUGAAAACCGCUAACGGUGGCUAAUAUCAAGUAGCUAGUUAGCUGGCUAGCUAGUUUCAACUGGAGAUUCUAGAUAAAGGUGAGUAAAUAAUAUAAUCUGUUCCACAUUGAGUGAGGUGGGUUGCAGGAAAGUAUAUUUAGUAGAAGGAUGAAAAGUGUGAUAGGGAAAUAUGUACGAAAAAUACAAAAAACUGCCUAUUUACACGGACACACAACAAAGAACACGACCGCACUGCUACGCCAUCUUGGAUUCUUCCAAUGGAUGAAUAAUGUGUAUUCUCUGAGUCUAGUACAAAACAAGAUGGCUGUAGCUUCCUUGUCACAUCCUCCUGGACCAAUUGGAUUUCCUUCCCCUAUUAUUAGAAACUGUCAGCUUUUUAUUGCUUUUAAUCUUAAUUUCACUCAUUCUCUCUUCGCUUUGAUUUGUAUCCCUCUGCCUGUGUUUCAGCUGAGGUGUCCCUCAGGUCUCCGUCGAUGCUUCACCGGCUCCUCACACUCCCCGCUCAGCUCCUAGAGGAGGACGAGGACGAGAACGCCAUGGAAACUAUCCCCCUGCUCCCCGAAGCUUCACCUGGCAGAGCAGCUGUGCGCCGGCAAAACACAGAAUCGCCUAACCAGAGCUGCCCAUCUCCUCCCAUGAAAAAGGUUGCUGUUUCACAGGAGGAGGUGGAGGAGGAUGAAGACAAAGGGACGACGACGCUGGACUCAAAGGUGAAGACCGUGCCUCUCAAAGGCAGGAAGGCUCACGAGUGUAAAGAAUGCGGCAAGAAGUUCAGCCGGGUGCUGCUCCUGAAAGCUCACCAACAGACUCAUAUCACCACAGCACUGGCGACGACGCCAGCGAUUUGCUGCUCGGAGUGCGGGAAACGCUUCUCCCAGGCAUCCCGGUUACAGGCGCACCUACGAACACACACCGGGAAAAAGUCCUGAGCAGAUAGAAAAGGGAAUGGGAAGAUUGAAGUAGAGAAAUGAGAAUUGGAAUCGAAAAGUCGAUCUUCAGUCCAUAUCACAAAUAGCCGUAUCAGUAGCAGGAUGGUCACCGGAAUUCGUAUUCAUACAUUUGUGUUCACUUUAAGUACCUUACAAGUUGGGAAUCAGAGGCAUUUUUUCAUGUUGCUGAUUUGAAGGUACCGUUUUGCUGACUGCUGUAUGUUUCUUAAUUGUUACCAACAUUUUUAUUUCUUACAUGUGUCAACAAGGUAAAUACUUUGUAGUCUUGGGAUUGGAUCUCGCUGGUAGUCGUGGUUAACAUUAUGUAUAGCAUGGGACAGUGUUGCUCACAACAAGCAAUGAAGUGACCUUUUUUAAGUGCUCUUUUUAUUUUUCUCAAUAUACUUUUCUACAUUUUUGGAAUAUCAAACUGGUCUCUUUUGUGGUUUAUUAUUUCAUAUCAAGGUUAUUAGCCACACCAGAGGCCAGAAUCUUGGCUUUUGUGGACUGCAACUUCAAUAAACAUUACACUAAUUUGUACGAAUUGUAUCUUUCAGUGGCAGAGGUGUUGUCUCAAGUCGAAUGUGAAUCACAACUAAUCUUUUUUCCGGUGCUACAAGCAGUGACUCGCUUUCAAAGGGCUUAUGUGCCCGGGGUAAAGGGAUAAAGAGACUGACUGCUGGAGUCAGUAGCAGAGAUAAUACCUUUGUUUUGCUUACCUCUGAAUAUGAAUCUCUGUACAGAUGGAAAGAACCUGGUAUUUAUCUUCUUUACCUUCUUCAUGCAAUUCACUAUUUACAGUCCUCACUAGACAAUAUUUUUAUUUUUCACUCAACAUAAAUACCUCCUCAAAAACACUCUCAAAUAAUAUAAGUUGAAAGGUGUUACAUUGAUAGCCCUUUUUGUUUUUAUAAAGAACCUAUAGAACCACAGAUUCAUAACACAAUCGUGCAAUUUACUCCUGAAUCACGAGUCUGCAGACCUCUACUUGAUGACUAACACAAGCUGUGUGACGACGACCUAUCACAGUAGUCCCUCUUGGGGUUUUCCACACUCUAUCUGUGUGCCCUGGAAGGACCACAAGUCUAAGAGGAUAAUCGCCCUCGUGCUGAUUGUGGAGGCUGGGUUCUCUCAAGUGUCAUGGGAAGUAGAGAAAUACCACAUUGAUGAAACACACUUUUUGGAUUGUUUUACGUCUUGUUUGAGCUCCGGAUGAGUCGAAUGUGGAGCAUCUGAUUGGACAUCGGGAAUAUUGUUUCUGCUCAUAUGGCCAUGCCUAACAGAAUACUUUGUUGGAACAUCAAAUAUUGAAGGGAGG